AUGACAUUAAAUUGUCUAUUAACAGGAUUAGACUCAAAAAUAGGACCUGUUGUGCGAUCAGGACAUCCCACGGAUAUCUUGACCGCACUCGUGUUUGGCCACACCUCUGGUCGUCCGCCCGAACACGUAUAUUUAGAAAAAGAAUUGAUGUCCAAGUAUGUUCGAGACAUUCGGAAUAAACUCGAAUAUUACUACAAAAUUGCCCGCGUGAGAACUGAUGAACAGAAGCAAAAAGCAAAAAUUCGCUUUGAUAGUAGAGUGUCACCCAAUUUACAAUCAUAUAAAAUUGGCGAUAAAGUCUUUGUGAAACAGUCUCAAAUUUCAAACAAGCUUCAGAACAAAUUUGAUGGUCCAUUCGAAAUUACUCAAGUUUUUGAAAAUUCUGCGCUCCUUAAGAACCCGGAAACAAAUAGAAUAAGUAAAGUUAAUUUUGACAGACUGAAACCAUAUAUCUGGCAAGUGGCUGUACGUUUACUGACCUACACUACACUUAUCGAAUUGGAAUUUCUACUGCAAGUAAGAUAGUAAAAGAGGUUUGCAAAGCAAUCUGGGCGGUUCUUCAGGUGGAGUCUAUACCUUCACCAACAAGAGAAAUUUGGGAAUCUAUUGCUUCCGAUUUUGAAACCAUUGCAAAUUUCCCUCAUUGCAUAGGGGCAGUAGAUGGCAAACAUGUA
Molecule: messenger RNA, 674 nt
Organism: Acanthoscelides obtectus
Lineage: Eukaryota; Metazoa; Arthropoda; Insecta; Coleoptera; Chrysomelidae
Source: the annotation of a GenBank genome assembly